Plectropomus leopardus (leopard coralgrouper) is the source of this 3514-nucleotide messenger RNA. Its product is annotated as transmembrane protein 47-like. Gene Ontology annotation, biological process: cell-cell adhesion. Lineage: Eukaryota; Metazoa; Chordata; Actinopteri; Perciformes; Serranidae. The record is from RefSeq and is a predicted model, not a curated record. Gene Ontology annotation, cellular component: membrane; cell-cell junction.
CAAAGCAGUGAAGGCUAUGGUGGGUGAAGACGUACGCGGACCUCCAGCGAGCUCAUUCCCACUGUGACUGACCUGCAGCGGUGUAUCCUGUCCCGAUAAGAUGUCUGUGAACGAGGUGUACGUGUUCCGGCCCUUCAAGCUGAUCGCUCUGCUGUGCGUCUUCCUAGCGCUGUGUUUGGACGUGGUGGCUCUGCUGAGCCCAGCCUGGGUCACUGCGGAGCAUUUCUCCCUGUCUCUGUGGGAGUCCUGCUCCCAGUCCGAGACACGGCAUCCGACAGAGGAGGCUCCGUGGAGCUGCUUUUCCACCCUCACAUCUGACUGGCAGAUUGCCACCCUGGUGCUGCUGGUGACCGGUGCCGUGGCAACUCUGGUGGCCUUCCUGGUGGCCCUGAUUUCCCUCUGCCGGGGGACACAGAGACAGCACUACCGCACAGUGGCCGUGUUCCUCUUCACUGCAGUGGUUCUGCAGGCCUGCGCCCUGGUCCUCUACCCGAUCAAGUUCAUCGACGGAACAGUUCUUCAGACCUAUCACGAGUUCAACUGGGGCUACGGCCUUGGCUGGGGAGCCACCAUCUUCAUGUUGGGCGGAGGGAUCCUCUUCUGCCUGCGGACGGACAUAUACGAGGAUGCGAUGUACUGAGUCCUUUCUCAACCCUCCCCUCCCCUCCUCACACAUCAACAUACACACACACACAGAAUUCCCAUACAGGAAGUGUGCUACUUUUCUUCACUUCGAGCACAGACCCGUCUCUCUUUCUCUAUCUCUCUGUCUCUCUUGCUGUCUUGCUCUCUGUUAUUUUUAGACAGGUUGUGAAGGCCUAAUUUAGGCCAGGGCUUUAUGAAUAGGAGCCCCAUCACCCCUCCUCCCAUGCAGCCAGCGGGUCCCUCAGCCCUGCUGGUAUCAGGGAUGAGGUGGCAAAGCGCAGAGAGCUUUCUGGACAGGCACGAGCUGCCGAUGCUGGAUGUUUCCACCGCACGUUGACCUGGAUCUCUAUUGUUAGAGGAACAAGACAGUAGAUUCUCAGCACAGACCUGAAUGUGCAGUGACUGAACAUUUAAAGGGAUUGAUUAUCUCCACAUUUCCUUUUUUUUUAUUCUUUUUUGUAGCAUUUCACAAAGACAAGCUUGUUGUUAAUGUAUUUAUGGCAUUUAUAAAUAUUGAAAAACCUGAACUCCCCCCCCCCCCCCCCGUGUGUUCUAGCUGAAACAUAUCUAGUAACGCAAAGCCUUCUGGUUAUUAGAAGUGUAAAUUGGACAGCUUUGAUAUAUGCUAGAGCUCUCGAGUGUUUAUAGUUUGUUUGCAAACUCACACUAGUUUGUCUCAAAAUGAAAAAAAUGUAAAUGUGUACAAAGUAUUUCUACAUGAAGGAAAAUCCAGAAUAAACAUUGUAGUUUUGGGAGUAUUAGGAGUGUGAAUUUAUGUUGUUUUCAGUACUAUGGUGUGGCAUUCUGCAGCAAACUGACCUCUCACUGGAUUUUAAGAGCUGGGGCUUUAUGGGUGCCCCUUUUUUUGAACACCAAUGAGACAAAAAUGCAAAACACUUUCAUUAUCCAGAGCACACAUUCCUCAGAGGAAGCCGCCCCUGGAUAUUUAAAGAGAUAUCCCCAGGUUGUUAGUUUGCAGCUAGUUAAAGGUCCCACAUUAUGCUUAUAUUCAGGUUCAUUUUUGUAUUUUGGGUUUCUACUAGAACAUGUUUACAGAUUUUAAUAUUAAAAAAACCAAAACAUUAUUUUUCUCAUACUGCCUGCUUGAAUAGACCUGUAAUCACCCUCUGUCUGAAACGCUCUUUUUUUCUAUCUUUACAGAAGGUUUUACAUUGCGAGGCAAGAACUUGUUCGCUUCCUAUUAGUGAAUGUCAUUCAUAUACACUGAAAAGUAUCCCAGCAAGAAAUACAAAAGGACCUAUUUUUAAUGUUUUUGUUUCAAAUAGUCUGACAUCACAAAUUCACAGGAAUCCUUAUGGCUUGUUUAAAGGCACAUUUUCUGAAUGUGAACUGUAUGCAUUUACCUGUGGACUGUGCGUUUUGAUACUUUCACAUUAUGUAUAUAUCACCUAUACAUGUUUUAUUUGUAAAAAGACAUGGAAUCUGACUUUUUACUAUAUGGGACCUUUAAUGUGUGAAACAAGACACAUUUGUUGAACAUAAUGAGCAGCAUAAAACAUUUUAACACAAACCUCAAAACACAUUUGCUGCAGUUAAGAUUUAGAACUUCCUUGAAGAUUUUAAGUGUAUUUAAUAUACACAUUUGGGACAUUUUUACAACACCGCCACAUUAUUUUCUCAUUGCAAAUACUUUUUUUCCACUGCUGGCUGAAAUUGAAAUAACAGCAACCAUUUAUUCUGUUUUUUGGACCUUUUAGUUUUCGGAUCAUAAGAUAGCUGUAGGCAGUUUCUUGUGCUAAUGAAAGGCAAGUUUAAAAAGAUCUCCAUUACGUCCCUGGGUGUUUUGUGGGAAACAGGAGGCACUGUCACACCCGAGCAGCCUGGUGUGAAGUUUCCCUGCACACACACUUUCUUUACCCCCCAGAGUUCAAACUGCAGCAGCUGGUUAAAGAGUCUCGGGAAAGGGGGAAAAACAAACAAUUUACCCAGCUGCAACAGUGUGAAAACUCCCCAGCCGUGGACAAUAUUUUCACCCGAAUCAACACCAUAUCCAAAUUAACUGUGCCACGUCAACCUGACACUCGGUGUGAUGUGGUGUGUUGAGUGUGUGGGCUGCCGGGUCAGUGGUUGUCUUAUAAUAGCGGCGACCUCACGGGAAUUUUUCAAAUGUGACGCACGUGUUAAAGGUGACGUGAGUACAUGACAUGCUGGCAGAGAGGGCACACAGACGUGAUCACGUUACUUUUUUUUGGUCCCACGCACAUGUUAAGCAUGUUGUCUUUAGUUAAGCAUUGAGUGAAAGGUGUUUUGAUAGUGAGGGGAGACUUUGAACAAGUGAAACAUUGACUCUUAACAUUAAAGAAAAAAACAUUUAUUCUACUGUCGAAGAAUAUUUUCAACCUGUAAAGGAUACACACAGAACACCAGCUGAUCCAAAUCAUUUAAAAAUGUGAUUCCUAGAGCAAAUUCACUUUUAUUUGGCAAAGACGCUUUAGAUUAUGCACUUGCUUGUAAUUUUGGUGUGUUGUAUUAGGUCAAAGGUCAAGAUGGCAGUGGGUCUUUAUUCUCAGCACUCCACCCACGCAGUAAGCGCUCUCUUCUUGCAUUACAUGCAGCUACAUAGUGACAUGGAAUAUGCACUUGAACAAAAUGUUUUUCCAAAGCCAUGUUCAUGUUUUACACUAACUUAUUGAAGUGCCAUUUGCUUGUUUCCCCUGUGAUCUUGUUCUUGUCCUCCACCAUAAGCACCAAGUUUGACCCAUAGAUGUAUAAUAAUAACCACACCCACACUAUUCACUCUAAUGUUUUUACUCCACCUAGUGGUCAGACAUGAUAAUAUCCAGUGAGGCUGUAAGAGAGGUCAAAAACCAUGAGAGCCAAAGCUAAUGUUGGGGUUCUUUUUCUCACU